AUGCGUCAAGGGUGCGUUUUAGUGCAAGACAGAAGAAAGAACAAAGAACUACUCCUAUUCAAUUCUUCAAUCUUUUUAACCUUCUCGAGAAUUUGCACUUCUCUCCAAUCGACAACGUCAACAGCAGCAGAAACAUUACCAAAUAUGCCACGCCAGGGCCGGAAAAAAGGAAAUCGGGACGACGCGUACAAGCCCGGCAAGGAUGAUGAUGACAUUAUUGAUUUCGAUGAUGAUGAUGUAAUAGAAGCUAAGCCGACAGCAAAACCGACAGCAAAACCAGCAAAUGUUACACAGCCAGCAAAGGGUAUACAAAAGAGCCCUUCUAAAGGAACUCCCAGACCUCAAAACGUAAAAGGAGCCCCCAAAGGCACACUCAAAGGAACGGCCCGCUCAAGCCCCAAACCAUCCACAACCAGCGCCUACAAAAAGCCCUCUCCACCCCCUCAGACCAGCACCGCCGCUCCCUCCUCAACCACGAUUAAGACCCCCUCCCCAUCCGACCCUUAUUUCUGCUGCCACCAGCCACUCCCGCUCCCCUCCUCCUUCCCGCUCGUCCUCCAACCCUUCUACACUUUCCUCGUGCAAUCACUCUCUCGAAAAUUUCACCCCCCGCCUCUCGCUUCUGUUCCGCCCUCUACUACUUACUAUCGCUUUUCACAUUUGUGUUUAUCGACGUGUACGGAGGUGCAUCGAUAUUUUAUAAGUUUGGAUCCGAGGAAUGAGACGGAGGGGGUUUUUGUAGAGGGUAGUGAGGAGAUGGUGUUGGGGAAGGCGGGGGCGUUGGAUGAUGGGGGAGGGGAUGGGGUUGGGGAUGGGGUUGGGGCCCCAGAGGUCAGGAGGCAGGAUGUUAUGAUUCUGAGUCGGAAUGCUAGGUGUGAGGAUCAUAUGAAAGAGGGGUUUUGGUAUGUUUUGAUGAGGGUGCAGCAGAUUGAGGAGGGCAGGAAGGAUGUUGCGAUUGUGGGGACUGCGACGGUGGGCGAGGAUAUGGUUCCUGAGGGGGGAAAGGAUGCGGAUGCGGAUAAGGGGGUGGGGGAGGCGGAUUUGGGAGAUGAGAUGGACCAUGAGAUUGAUUUGGAUUUGUAUACGUAG
Messenger RNA from Sclerotinia borealis F-4128, 1089 nucleotides. NCBI's taxonomy places the organism in Eukaryota, Fungi, Ascomycota, Leotiomycetes, Helotiales, Sclerotiniaceae. The record is from the annotation of a GenBank genome assembly.